UUCGAAAAGCUAUGAAGGCUGUAAUUAUCCUCAUUCUGGUGUUGAAUAAUCUCAUAGGAUCUUUGGCCAGUUCUUGUGAAAAAUCCAUACCUACGGUUGCCUACGUAAAGACAUGUCCAAGAACAGAGGCUGAAUGGAAUGCCGAGGCUGAACGAAAACAAUGUCAUGUUGUGAAGCAGAACUGUACUCCCCAAAACAACUUCCAAUACCACUGUUUAAUAAAUGCUUUUGCAAACGCAACAGUUGAAGUGUGCGCUCCAGCCAGAAAUAUAAUAGGUCAUUGUGCAGAAUACAACUAUGGUAGACAAGGCAUUCAAGAUCACCAACAAAUUAAAUGCGAGACCUGUCCUUCUUCAUAUUUGUCAACAGAGGCUUAUAAAUAUCAAGAAUGCUACAAACUUGUGUCGAUGAAACAGAAUGUUGAAAUCUCUAAUUCCACAAAAAUAACAUGCGGUGAAUCCGACCAAAGGCAAGGCAUUCAGUCCACUUCUAUGCAAACCAAAAUAAUUUCCGUAGAGAUUGGAUACGGUGGAUAG
Molecule: messenger RNA, 536 nt
Organism: Saccostrea cuccullata (small rock oyster)
Lineage: Eukaryota; Metazoa; Mollusca; Bivalvia; Ostreida; Ostreidae
Exons: 6
Coding region: 12-536 (174 amino acids)
Source: RefSeq, a predicted model, not a curated record